UUGCAGUGUGAUGUAUACACCAUGGGGGAAGGCUGUUUCUAAACCAACAUAAUCACAGUGACGACUUAAUUCACAAGAGAGGCAGAGAGGCUACAUGUGAUUUCAACAGGAGAAGAAACAUGGAGACACGAAUGUUUGCAUAUUGCUGGAUCGUGAUCAUUGCAACAUUCAGAGCAGGAUCUGAAUCUUGUGUCGACACAUUGGAGGAUCACUGCAAGACAGCGGAUUGUUCACAACCAGGAAUUGAUGUCACCUGUGCGAAGACGUGUGCCAUUUGCCGAGAAGAAGGUUGUGCAAAAGGUUACUACAGGACAGCUGAGAGAACCUGUGAAUCCUGUGCCAAACCGCCGGUAUCACAUCGUACUGACUCAUACAACAGUUCCUGUCUAGAAGAGUGUCCCGAUGGCAAGUUGGGACUUGACUGUAAUAAAACCUGCAGCAUUGGGUGUACGUCUACUUGUCGCAGGUGGACUGGUCUAUGCCAUGGUGGAUGUAAACGCUGCUACUGGGGUCUUAAAUGUAAUCAUAUACAUGCCAGGUGUAUCUGUGACCAAACCGCCGGGAAAUGUAUGUGUAAAGAAGGAUAUUAUGGAGAAACGUGUGACUUAAAGUGCUCACUUAAUUGUGGUGGUGUAUGCGAUACCAAAGAUACGUGUUACAGGGGAUGCAAGGAAGGUUGGUCUGGCAAGAUGUGCGAUCACUCCUGUGUAAACUGUUUACUGAGCAAGUGCAUGGCUGAUGGAACCUGUACACAGACUUGCAAGGCUGGUUUCUAUGGUAACUUGUGUCAGGUCGCAUGUAAUAAACAAUGUAACAAUAUCACAUGUAAAUGGAACACAGGCGAGUGUGACGAGGGAUGUACUGCUGGGUGGUAUGGUGGCAGAUGUGACAUCAGAUGUCCGGGAAACUGUGCUUCAGAAUUGUGUGACAGAACUGAUGGUGCAUGUUCACACUGUAAGAAUGGUUUCAUGGGUUCUAACUGUACCACACCAUGUCCACAUAAUUGUGCUACGAAGACAUGCAAACAAAAGGAUGGUACGUGUGUCAAGUGUAAAGUUGGCUACAGCGGAUCUCACUGUGACACACCUUGUCCAGACAAUUGUGCUACGAAGACAUGCAAACAAAAGGAUGGUACGUGUGUCAAGUGUAAAGUUGGCUACAGCGGAUCUCACUGUGACACACCUUGUCCAGACAAUUGUGCUACGAAGACAUGCAAACAAAAGGAUGGUACGUGUGUCAAGUGUAAAGUUGGCUACAGCGGAUCUCACUGUGACACACCUUGUCCAGACAAUUGUGCUACGAAGACAUGCAAACAAAAGGAUGGUACGUGUGUCAAGUGUAAAGUUGGCUACAGGGGAUCUCACUGUGACACUCCUUGUCCAGACAAUUGUGCCACCGAUGCCUGUGAACAACAUGGAGCUUCCUGCACAGGAUGCAAACCUGGCUAUAAAGGUCCACACUGCGACACCCGGUGUCCAGAUAAAUGUUCAAGUUGUCACCAAUCUGAAAAUACAUGUAUCUCAUGCAAUGCUAACUGGUACGGGGGAACAUGUGGCAAAUCUUGCAACACAUGUCUGAAUGGUACAUGCAACAUAACUGAUGGAGCCUGCCUACAUGGAUGUAAACCGGGUAGCUAUGGACACCGCUGUAAUAGAACCUGUAAUGCAAACUGCUUAAAGACAGAAUGUUUCCGUGACUCGGGAAACUGUACACACGGCUGUAAGGACGGCUUGUGGGGGCCUCAGUGUAACAGCAGAUGUCCGUCACACUGUGCCAGGUGUGAUAGAGUUGAUGCUGCAUGUCUGGAAUGUGAGGAGAACUACUAUGGAGAGAACUGUAGCAGCAGGUGUUCCCCCAGGUGCGGCAGCUGUGACGGAACAGGACACUGUCUUACCUGUGCUGAAGGCUGGGAGGGAGACAACUGUCAUGCGUCGAAGAGUCUGCAGCCAUCAACACUAGUAUGGACCUCUGUAGUUGCAAUUCUGCUGCUUAUCAUUGCGGUCAUGGCCAUUAAGAUCGUUUCUAAAAGGGCAAGAGCGGUGUACCUCUCCCCCCGUUUUGAGGACAAUGUUUACUCAUCAGUUGAUGAUGUGUCACUGUAUGAGUUGGCUGAACCACGAGACAGUACUGGAUCUCAGUAUGCAACAAUUCCAGAUGCUGCAGUAUCGUUGGAAGACAGAGGCUACGAGCAGCUGAGACAGGCUUCCCCUUGCACGGGUUACACGUCUCUGUACUGAGAAGAGACAGUCUGAUCAAUUACAUCAUGUUCUUCUGGAAAAUCUUACCAUUUCAGUGCAGUUACAUACGCUUAUUAUGGAAAGAAGCGUAAUUGACUGUUUGAAGUCAUGAUUAAUACAUUUAAUCCUCCAUCUGUGUAGCCUAGUAGUAAAAGGUUUCGCCCGUCCCUGCAAAUGCCUGGGUUUAAUUCCCUACACGGGACAAUCUGUGCAAAGCCCGGAGUAAGAAACUGACGAGCUAGACUCAAGUUGUUUAUUAUAUUUCCAAUUCUGGUGGAUACAUGAAAGGAUGACACUGUUCUUUGAAAUUAUGUUUCUAAAUUUGUCAGCACCAUAUCAGUGUUCAUGGGUUUCACCAAUGUGGUAAACGUCUUAGACCUGCAUCACUUCGAUCUUUUCACCCAUAUGAAGCUGACAUGAUGAUAUAAUUGAAAGACGUAUCAAAACAGCGUUAAACCCAGCUCGCUUACUCAGUCAUUCAUAAACAUUUACAAUAAAUUAAUUAAAGGAGCGCUGUUAAU
Messenger RNA from Haliotis rufescens (red abalone), 2758 nucleotides. Its product is annotated as multiple epidermal growth factor-like domains protein 6. The record is from RefSeq and is a predicted model, not a curated record. Gene Ontology annotation, molecular function: scavenger receptor activity. The transcript is spliced from 6 exons. The coding region runs from base 120 to 2237 and encodes 705 amino acids. NCBI's taxonomy places the organism in Eukaryota, Metazoa, Mollusca, Gastropoda, Lepetellida, Haliotidae.